Molecule: messenger RNA, 1752 nt
Organism: Hordeum vulgare subsp. vulgare (domesticated barley)
Lineage: Eukaryota; Viridiplantae; Streptophyta; Magnoliopsida; Poales; Poaceae
Product: cytochrome P450 87A3-like
Exons: 9
Coding region: 25-1482 (485 amino acids)
Biological process (GO): sterol metabolic process
Molecular function (GO): oxidoreductase activity, acting on paired donors, with incorporation or reduction of molecular oxygen; heme binding; monooxygenase activity
Source: RefSeq, a predicted model, not a curated record
GCGCGGACUUAGCUAGUCACACAAAUGUGCAGCAGUGCACCUGUAGCUGUGGCCAUGCCUUGGUCUGCUCUCGCGCUCAUGGCCAUGCUAGCUGCCUGGUUGAUCCAUUUGGUGUUGACGAGGAGAUGGAACAGCAGUAGCCCAAGGCUGCCGCCAGGGUCGAGGGGCCUCCCCGUCAUCGGCGAGUCGCUCGAGUUCUUCCGCCAGAGCCCGUCGCUCGAGCUGCUUCCCUUCUUCAAGCGGCGUCUUGAGCGGUACGGUCCAAUUUUCAGGACAAAUUUGUUCAAUGAAGACCUUAUCGUGUCCAUGGAUCAAGAGCUAAACAACUUGGUGUUCCAGCAAGAGGAGAAGCUAUUCCAAAUCUGGUAUCCGGAGUCGUUCAUGAGGAUCCUCGGAGCUGACUGCAUCAUCGCAACACUCGGGUCCUUCCACAAGCACAUGAGGAGUCUGGUCCUUAAGCUCUUGGGCCCUGAAAAUCUCAGGCUAGUCCUGCUCCAUGAUGUACAGAAAGCAACAAGAGCCAGCCUGCUCUCGUGGCUCGAUCUGCCCAGCAUCGAACUGAAAGAGGCAACCUCAAGUAUGAUAUUCAGCGUCACAUCAAAGAGGUUAAUCAGCUAUGACUCUUCAAGCUCAGAUGGGAAGUUAUGGAAGCAGUUCGACGCAUUUACUCGGGGACUAAUAGCAUUUCCAAUCUACGUUCCUGGCACAGCAUUCUACAAAUGCAUGCAGGGAAGGAAGAAUGUCAUGAAGAUUUUGACGAAAAUGCUUGACGAGAGGAAGAGGGCCUCACGUCAGGAUAGCGUUGACUUUCUCGAUCUCCUAAUCGAUGAUUUGAAAAAGGAGAAGCUUCUAAAGAACGAGAAAAUUGCUUUGGAUCUGCUUUUUCUGCUGCUCUUCGCUGGCUUUGAGACCACGUCAUCUGGGAUAACUGCCGCACUCAAAUUCCUAACGGAUGAUCCUAAGGCCCUACAGGAACUUACGGAGGAGCACGAGGGCAUCCGCAAAAGAAGGGUUGAUCCUGAUUCUGAAAUCACAUGGGAGGAAUACAAGUCAAUGAAAUUUACAUCUCAUGUUAUACACGAAGCAUUAAGGCUGAGUAACAUCGCUCCGGUAAUGUUUAGAAAAGCCAGAGAGGAUUUUCAUGUAAAAGGUUACACUAUCCCAAAAGGAUCAAAGAUCAUGAUUAAUCCUUCUAGUGUUCAUCUGGAUCCUACAGUUUACAAUGAUCCCAAUGAGUUCAAUCCAUGGAGGUGGAAGGGUACUAGUGAACCAGUUGGUGGUGCCUCCAAGGAAUUCAUGGCCUUUGGAGGUGGGGUGCGGUUGUGUGUUGGUGCUGACUUUGCUAAGCUGCAAAUGGCUAUCUUCCUUCAUUGCUUGGUUACUAAAUACAGAUGGAAAGCGAUAAAGGGAGGAACCAUGUCGCUUUCUCCGGGACUGCAAUUUCCUGGUGGUUUUCACAUCCAACUUCUCCCAAAAGCUUAAUUUGUGACGGAUUGCUGCAAUGUGUACAGUGUUUCUAUGUAUGCCUCCAUGUGGUGUAGUCGUUUAGUUUUCUACCAUGUGGCUAGUGAUCGUUUCAUGGAACGAAGAUUGUCUAUAAGCCCUUCAUUAUGAAAAUUAAGGGCUAGUGAUUAUAAACUAUAUGUAUUUCUUAUUUAUUUCUCCUUGUGCGACCUAAAUGUAUGAUUUUCUAGAAAACAUGUAUUUCUUUUACUACACUCCCACAUAUUCUGUCCAGUGUGUAUUUCUUUU